Messenger RNA from Trypanosoma theileri, 2586 nucleotides. RefSeq lists its product as uncharacterized. The coding region runs from base 1 to 2586 and encodes 861 amino acids. The record is from RefSeq and is a predicted model, not a curated record. The transcript has a single exon. Lineage: Eukaryota; Euglenozoa; Kinetoplastea; Trypanosomatida; Trypanosomatidae.
AUGUUGUGUCAAGCACGUGGCGCAUGCAGUGGAAUAAGAGGGAAGAGACUUCCCAUGAGCUCCAGAUUUUGGUUUCCCUGGGCAAGGGUACUGCGUUUAUCUCUUUGCCCCACAUUAUAUGUGAAUGAAUUCUCUAAAUCAUUAAUACAGAUAUCCUCUUACCGAUGGAUGCACACAAAUGCAGAUGAGAAGGUAUCCAAUAUAGUGGCGAAUGAGGAUGAUGAAGAGGCAAGUCUUGAGGAUUAUGAAGAAUUACUUCUUAAUUCUGCUUCCUCUGGGACCAUAGAGGAAGAAUCUCAAAGUGAGAAUCUACACGAGAAUAAGAUUAACGAUGAGCAACAAUCUACUGGGCGUUCUUCAACAAUGAAGCUUGUAAAUGAGAUCUUAGAACUUCUACCUGCGGAUGGCGUUGGACUUAGACUUACCACGAUAACGCCUGCUUUGGAUCUUGAGUCAGUGAGUGAACUUUAUGGAUCUGUAUUAGGAUUUGUACAACUCUUUCCUCAUCGAUUUCGAUGCUACCAAAUUGAAGAAUCUGAUGGGAGUCUUCGUUGGUAUAUUAGCCGUGCACAAGUGGUAACAACGGACUCAUUAUCUUCUCAAUAUGAAGAAAGAAAUCAUUUUCAUCGAGAUGAUGAACACGAUCGUGGAAUAUUAUUAAGAGAAAAGAAAGUAAAGCUACAUAAUGUCAUUCCGGAGUUUAGCUGUGUGACGACACGCAGAGUACUUGAAGAACUCCAGAAGGUGCUUCCAAAUGAUGAACCCAUUGCGACUACUGGACUCUUGAAUACUCUACCAAAGGAGCUUCAGGAUAUUAUACGAAAUUUAGGAGGAGGUUUACUGCGUCUUCUUAAAAGUAAUGUUGCGCAAGAUUAUGUUGACCUUAGUUUAGAUACUAGCAUGGUUUCGGUUAAGGGACUUCUUUCUUCAAGAAAGUUACCGACGUACCAUCAGCAGUCAAGUUUCAUUACUGACUCCGUUUCAUUACCUCUUCAAGCUGACGAGGACUAUGCUAAGGAUGUAUGGGAUGUUGAACUUGACUUGGAUGAGGAUACUAAGAAUGAAGUUAUUGCUUCCUAUGAGGAAAAUGAUAUUAAUGGGGCUGCUGAACCUGAUGAAGGGUUUUUUCACGAUGGGAGUUGUGCAACCGCAACGGUUCCUGCUGGAUCACCUCAAGUAUUUCGACAAAUUCCUCCUGCUCUUCCCAAACCCCCUGAAGGAUUGCAAAAACGGAAAACACCACCACCCCUACAGCAGAAAAAGAAAGAAGUUGAAAAAGUUUCAGGACGAAUGUCACCUGAUGAACUCCUUAAAGCCCAUACUGUAGUAGCACAGUUGCGUGGUCGACGUUCCCCUAGUGAAAUGCUUGAUCUUUUUGUCGAAUGUAUUCCAACUUUUUACGUUCCUGUUCAAAAGAUUAAACUGACAGAUGCUCUUGCGAGGAUACUAGGACCGCAAAACACACUUCACAAAGUUAUUAGAAUAUAUUCGUACUAUUUUGAUAGAGACAAGACUGUAGACACCGUGAGAUUAAAGCCUUCUAUACAACAUUUGCGUAUAGGGAUAGCUAAUGUUCUGUACCAAAAUAUGAAGGAUAUUUCUGUGUCAUCUGAUGGUAUUCAUCGCAAACUUCAGGUAACAGAUGUAACCCGUGCAUUCCCUGUUCUUCAGGCCCCUCUUCGUACAGGAGUACAAGCUUCCGCAGUUGUUAAGAAAGAAUCAACUUUUAAAGUUGCCCAAGGAAAUGCUCUUACGGUAGAUUCCCCAUCACCCGAAUGGUUUGCACUUCUCGAGACUAUACCACAUGAUCGAUAUAUUUCUAUUUCGGAAUGGGCCCAUGAAGCUAAUCUACCUAUCGAAAGAGUUCAAUCCUUUACUGAAGACGUUUCUCAUAACCACUACUUCUUGACUCGUUCAGGUAAAGAGGGUGAAAAAGAGGAAGAAGAAGAAGAGGUGUUAUGGCGAUUACGUCCCUAUUGGUUGUCUCCUGGUGCUACAGGGGAACUUGGGGUAGAGUAUUCUACUAUAGCAUCCACAAUUGCACGGUACCUUAAACCCAUUUGGUUUCCACUUGACCGACUUCUCCAAAAACUCACACUAUCUGAACGUGACAACAUCAUGAAAGCCGCUCAACCCUACGGUGGUGUGGAGUUUUGGCUUCGAAAAUUUGGACGCUUCUGCUGGGUCGAUGAGAGUGGGAAAAAAGUACGAAAGUAUUGCUCUGUUUCUGACUUGGAUGACAUUACUCAUCCCGCUAUUACAUAUUUGCAAUACUCUCUUUCUACAGAAUAUGUAAAACUAGAGGAUAUUAUUCACGGCUACAGCAUAUCUUCCUGGAAAAUCAAUAAUGCACCAAAAUCCUCUAAAACUGGUAUUCGACACCUACUAAAUCACGGGUUGGAAGUAUCAAGACGAUGUUUACCUACUUCCUUGGAAAAAAAUAGCAGGAAACAAGAGUGCACACAGGAUAUGCAAGAAAGUGUAAAUUAUUUUCUCAGUCGACAUCGACAAUCAUUGAAUAUAAAAGAAGAGGGUGAUAGCGUCUGGGUGGCAAGACGUUCCUUCUUUCGCUCCGGACCCAAGUAG